Ectocarpus sp. CCAP 1310/34 is the source of this 1562-nucleotide messenger RNA. The record is from the annotation of a GenBank genome assembly. Lineage: Eukaryota; Phaeophyceae; Ectocarpales; Ectocarpaceae.
GCGGUUCUCCUGCAACUCCAGUGCACCGCCGCACGACCCCCCGCCCACAACAGAUACACCAAACACGCGCGUGAGAGAAACAGACAGAGGAAGCACGCACUUCCCGAAUGAGACUUUCAGCGCACCGAAGAUAUGGAGUUGGCAUCGCUCUGUGGUUGAUGGUGCUGAUGAUUGCCAUGAGCUCAGUCUCCAUGGAAAGCACUGAUGAUACGAUCAUGUGGAGCCCUUUCGACCUCAGCACGGAGGCCUUGGCGUCUAUCGCCGAUCUAGAUGACCAUCCCAUCGAAGACAACGAUGCUGCUCGAGCUGACCGCAUGCUCGCGGCCCUGGAGUCCAUCCCCGAGGGCGAGCGCCAAGGCAUGGACCUAGACGCGGAAGCUUUGCGCUCGAAGCCCCUUGCGGAGCGGUUGGCCGAGUUACAGGGGCUAUGGGAAGUACGGCAGCAGGAACUCCGCGAAGCUUACGACGCGAUGCCUAAGGUGAACGAACUACUGAUGGAACGGAUCGACAUCCUGAACAAUGCCGACGCGACGGAUGGCGCCCUGACUGGCGCUCUCACCGACCUCGAGGACCUGCUGUCGGAUAUCGACAUGGCUAGAGAUUUCCAUACUAUCGGAGGAUUCCCCACGCUGGCUUCCAUGCUCCGCUGUUCGCGACCAGAAGGUGUUCGUGAACUAGCAGCGUGGGCAGUCGGCACUGCGGUGAAAAAUGAACCUGAACAUCAACUGUGGGUGUUAGAGGACGGUCCUGAUUCCCAACCCUCGGUGCUGGCUCUUCUGCUGGAAAAUGCGAUGGCCGCCACGACCCCGACUCUGAGAAGCAAAGUUGUCUAUGCACUUUCAGCGUGCUUGACAAAUAAUGGUGAUGUACAGCUUCAGUUCGGCUCGCGAAUGGGAGAGGCCGUGCUUUCAGCGAUGUACGAUGCCGAUGGAUCAGAUCGCCGUGUUAGAAUUAAGACCCUCACCCUCAUGUCAGAUUUGCUUCAAGAGGCUGCGAGAGGCUCGCCGGCAGCUGUUCUGGCCACGAUGCCUGUUGGCUCCACGGCUUCGUCGGGCGGGGCCUGGUGUCGCCGAGUAGAUGAAGCGCUGCAGCAUGCACAUUCUCCAGCUGCGCUGGAAAAGGCGAUCGAAGCCGUUCAGUCUUUUACACCCUCGUGCAGGGAUCAGUUUGCACAGCUGGACACGAAGCGACGAUUAGAAGGCCUAGCCCAGCAAUGUCGUACAUCGCCUCCGGAGGGGUUCGAGGUAGCAGAGGAAGAAUAUCACAAGGAAUUGACCCAGAAAUUAGAAGAAUGUGCUGUCGCUCUUCGAUGACCCGAGCAGAGUAGUGUGGCAUGUAGCGGAGUUUUCUCGAGGAGCUUGUAGGCGUUGUGAUCAACUCCCACUUUCGUAGCAGUUUGAUGUGCUUCACGAAAUCAAAGUUGGUUUAUACUACACGCUGCAACCGCCAGGAUAGAUAGAGCGCAUUUUUUGGGCCUUCGCCAUGAACCGUGCAUGACGCUUGCUUGUUGACGUGAUACCCUAUGCAUAUACCCGGACCCUAUACCCCCUCGCGCGGGGGGC